AUGAAAACAAAGGAAACCUUAUCAACUAGCUCAAAUAAUUCUACUAAAACGAACAAGUUAACAACAUAUGAACGAUUUGUUAUUCCUACAAAUAAAGAUUUACAAGCUAUUCAAGCUUAUUCUCGCGUUGCUAAUACAGAUGAUAGUACUAAAACUUGGAUGAAUCUUUUUAAUUCCUAUAGAGAAGCAGCCAAUUUUACUAAUCCUCUUGAACUAUUGGAUGAUACUACAUUACAAGAACAGCUUUGUCAAUUUUUUUGUGGUGUUAGAAAAUCAGGAAAAAAAGAAUAUGCACCUUCUUCAUUACAUGUAGGCUUUGCUGCAAUUGCUAGAGGAUUGUCAGAUAUUUUUUAUCCAAAUAGAAUUAUUAAUAUUCAUGAUAAACACAAAUGGAAACGAUUACAUGAAAUUUUUGAUGGUCGAAUUAAACAAAUUCAAGACAAUCAAGAUACAUCCUGUAAGAAAACUGAUGCACUUGAAAUGUGUGAGAUUAAAACUAUCCUUGAUUCACCAAAUAUACAAACUGAUACACCAAAGGGUCUUACAUACCGUGUUUGGUUUUGGUUAACACUUCUUUGCAAUCUGCGUGGUGGUGAUCCAAAAAGACUAAAAAAUUCCUGGAUUGUUCUCAAUGAAGAUCACAGUAUUGAAGUAAAUAUACCUCGUGAGAAAAAUAAUGCAGGAGGUGCCAAAAAUCCUUACAAUUCUGGUCAGCAUAAUUAUAUUCCUCCAGAUCUACCAAAUAAUUAUUCACCAGUGGCAGAUAUUCUAUUAUAUCAAUCUAAAAGACCAAAAAACUGCAAAACUUCAGAGUUUUUUUUAAAAAUAAAUACACCACGAGAAAUAUAUCAUGGUAAUUGGUUUUCUGAUUUAAAACUUGGCAAAAAUUCUCAUGAUAAUAUGCUUAAAAAUAUUGUGGCAGAUUGUAAAAUUGAUGCAAAUGGACGUAAUCUUGUCAAUCAUUCAAUGCGUUCAACUGGAAUUUCUUUAUGGAUGUUACUUGGUAUAUCUCAUGCAGAACAGAUGGAUAUUACAGGACAUAGAACACUUGCUGGGAUUUCUGCAUAUUCAACUUCAACUGCUCAACAAAGAAAAAAAAAUGUUUCACUUCUUAUUCCCCAAAAAAGAAAUGCGGAUGAUCUUAAUGAAGAAUGUUUAACUAAAAAUUUUUCUAACAAAAAACAAAAUCCUUUAAGAGAAAAUACAUCGGGAAAUCAAGGUUUUAUUCCUGCUUCUCAAUUAUUACGAUAUGAUCAACUUGAAAUACAAUCUUUAGAACAAGACCAUAAAAUACCUCAAGAUUCAUCAAAAUUACCAAUAAUUAAUAUUGAAAAUAUUAAUAUUCAAAAUUGUAAUAAUGUAAAAGUAGAAGUUAUUGUUAAACCAUUUGAAUAGUUAAAUAAAUAGUGUAGUAAUGUAAUUUUAUAUAUUUGUAAUAAUGAAAAAAUAAUUUGAGGAGUAUAAAAAAGUUUAUUGCUAUGAA
Molecule: messenger RNA, 1483 nt
Organism: Rhizophagus irregularis DAOM 181602=DAOM 197198
Lineage: Eukaryota; Fungi; Glomeromycota; Glomeromycetes; Glomerales; Glomeraceae
Source: RefSeq, a predicted model, not a curated record